This is a messenger RNA of Talaromyces rugulosus, 1590 nucleotides long. RefSeq lists its product as uncharacterized. Bases 1 to 1590 code for a protein of 529 amino acids. Gene Ontology annotation, molecular function: acyltransferase activity. Lineage: Eukaryota; Fungi; Ascomycota; Eurotiomycetes; Eurotiales; Trichocomaceae. The record is from RefSeq and is a predicted model, not a curated record. The transcript is spliced from 8 exons.
AUGUCUUUGGCAGGAAAGCAAACCCCGGUCAUCAUCGGAGUAGGUGACAUUAGAAACGCCUCAACAGGGGUGGAACAUGCCCGCGAGCCCGCCGAACUUAUGCUGGAUGCGAUCCGCCAGGCAUUGCAGGACACUGGAUUGAACUCCAUUGAGGAGCUGCGUUCGCAGAUUGACAGCAUCGACGUGGUCAGAACUUGGACUUGGGCAUACGGAGAUCUCCCCGGUUUGUUGGCAGAGAGACUAAACAUUCCACGUCCGCCGAAACGCAAAACCUAUACCGAGAAUGGCGGAAAUCAACCAGCCAAGAUUUUGGAUGAAGCUGCUCGUCGGAUCUCGCAAGGAGAAAUAAAAGUUGCAUUGAUCACCGGUGGAGAGGCUUUGGCUUCAUUGACUGCAUGCUCAAAGCAAGGCGAAUACCCACCACCCGGUUGGACAGCGGCUGACGAGAAUUUCGAAAUAUUUUCUCCUUCGGAGAGACGUCACGGGAAUCCAUACUCAAUGGGCGCGCCGAUCCAAGUGUACCCUCUAUACGAAAACGGUUUCAGGGCUCAUCGUGGACAAUCAGCUUCUGGGAAUAACAGCGAAUCGGCUCAGUUGUAUGCCAAUUUCAGUCAAGUUGCCUCCAAGCACCCUUUUGCAUGGAGUUACGGGAAGCCUCCUCUGGGGACCGAUGCGAUUGGGAACGUGUCCGAGGCGAAUCGAAUGAUAUGCUAUCCUUACCCUUUGCUUAUGAACGCAUUCAACAUGGUCAACAUGGCAGCUGCGUGCGUGUUAACCUCUACAGAUGUUGCUCGCAAACUCGGUAUCCCCGAGAGCAAAUGGAUUUAUACUUUGGGUGGUGCAGGUACCAAAGAAAGCGACAUUUUCUGGGAACGUCCGAACUACUAUUCCAGUCCCGCUAUUUCUCGUUCUAUAGAUGAGGCUUUGAACGUUUCUGGUAUCAAGACAGACGAUGUUGAUGUUUUUGACCUUUAUUCAUGCUUUCCCAUUGUUCCCAAGCUGGCCUGCCACCAUUUGAAGCUCGAUCCAUGCAACCCUUCAAAACCGAUAACCGUUUUGGGAGGCUUGACGUCUUUUGGAGGAGCUGGAAAUAAUUAUUCCAUGCAUGCAGUUACAGAACUAGUCCGGCGACUCCGAGACCCGUCACGCCAGGACAAGAUAGCUCUAGUACUCGCUAAUGGCGGCGUUUUGUCGUAUCAACACGUCAUUUGCCUGUCGAAGGAUCCUCGCCAUGAUGGACGGUCUUAUCCAGAGAAGAACCCUCUGCCAGAGAGGAUCACCGACGUACCCAUCCCGGCACUUACAGAGCAUGCCGAAGGAGAGGCAACCAUUGAGACAUACACUAUUGAAUACAACCGGGACGGGUCUCCCGCUGAAGGAUACAUCAUUGGCCGUUUGAAGGACAGUAGUAACUCUCGGUUCCUCUCUGUUACAGCAGACCAAGACAGCCUCCAGCAACUAGCUGCUUUGGCGUCUUCAGAUGAGCCCAUUGGAAAGUCCGGGUUUGUCUACGUAGAAGACAAGCCGGAGGUUGAUCCGAAGGAAAGGAAAAAUCUAUUCAUUUUUGGAAAGAGAAGUACGAAAUUGUGA